Dipodomys spectabilis (banner-tailed kangaroo rat) is the source of this 2631-nucleotide messenger RNA. It is a transcript of the gene Rcc1, whose product is annotated as regulator of chromosome condensation 1. The record is from RefSeq and is a predicted model, not a curated record. Gene Ontology annotation, molecular function: guanyl-nucleotide exchange factor activity. The transcript has 11 exons. Lineage: Eukaryota; Metazoa; Chordata; Mammalia; Rodentia; Heteromyidae. Gene Ontology annotation, cellular component: cytoplasm. Bases 94 to 1467 code for a protein of 457 amino acids.
UCGAGGCCUGCAGAGCGCAUGCUCCGGGACAGUUCGCGGCCCGGCGGGUGAGCGCCGGAGUUGGUGGCGGCGGCUGCGCCCGAGGAUAGGAAGAUGCCACCCAAGCGGAUAGCCAAGAGAAGAUCACCCCCGGAAGAUGCGAUUCCCAAAAGCAAGAAGGUGAAGAACUCUCGUAACCAGGCAGCGCGGGCCACUGCCUCCCGCCGUGGUCCCGGUGUCCUCUCCGGCCAAGGUGCCUGCAGGCCAAGCCCUCCUGACCAGAAAAUCCGACCAGUCUCACACAGGUCUCACAGCACAGAACCGGGCUUGGUGCUGACACUGGGCCAGGGCGACGUGGGCCAGCUGGGGCUGGGCGAGACUAUCAUGGAACGGAAGAAGCCAGCCCUGGUGCCCAUUCUGGAGGAUGUUGUGCAGGCCGAGGCCGGGGGCAUGCACACUGUGUGUCUGAGCAAAAGUGGCCAGGUCUACUCCUUUGGUUGCAAUGACGAAGGUGCCCUGGGAAGGGACACCUCAGUGGAGGGCUCAGAGAUGGUCCCCGGGAAAGUGGAGCUGCAGGAAAAGGUGGUGCAGGUGUCAGCAGGAGACAGUCACACCGCAGCCCUCACCGAGGAUGGUCGAGUUUUCCUCUGGGGUUCCUUCCGGGACAAUAAUGGUGUGAUCGGGCUCUUGGAGCCCAUGAAGAAGAGCAUGGUGCCUGUGCAUGUGCAGCUCGAUGUGCCGGUGGUAAAGGUGGCCUCCGGAAAUGACCACUUGGUGAUGCUGACAGCUGAUGGUGACCUCUACACCUUGGGCUGUGGGGAGCAGGGUCAGCUGGGCCGGGUGCCUGAGUUAUUUGCCAACCGUGGUGGACGGCAGGGCCUUGAACGACUCCUGGUGCCCAAAUGUGUGCUGCUGAAGUCCAGGGGGACCCGAGGCCAUGUGAGGUUUCAGGACGCCUUCUGUGGUGCCUAUUUCACUUUUGCCAUCUCCCGAGAGGGCCAUGUGUAUGGCUUUGGCCUUUCCAACUACCAUCAGCUUGGAACACCAGGCACAGAAUCUUGCUUCGUACCCCAGAAUCUGACAUCCUUCAAGAAUUCUACCAAGUCCUGGGUGGGCUUCUCUGGUGGCCAGCAUCACACAGUCUGCAUGGAUUCAGAAGGAAAAGCAUACAGCCUGGGCCGGGCGGAGUACGGGCGGCUAGGCCUUGGAGAGGGUGCUGAGGAGAAGAGCAUACCCACCCUCAUCUCCAGGCUGCCCACUGUCUCCUCAGUGGCCUGUGGAGCCUCUGUAGGGUAUGCCGUGUCCAAGGAUGGUCGUGUUUUUGCCUGGGGCAUGGGCACCAACUAUCAGCUGGGCACAGGGCAAGAUGAGGACGCCUGGAGCCCCGUGGAGAUGACUGGCAAACAGCUGGAGAACCGUGUGGUCUUAUCUGUGUCCAGCGGCGGCCAACACACAGUCUUACUAGUCAAAGACAAGGAGCAGAGCUGAUGAAGCCGACUAGGGCCUGACGGCUGGCCCCUCCCUGCCUCACCAAACAGGGACGCAAAGACAACCGCGGAGUCCUGAAGGCCUCUCCCCAGCCCUCAGUGCUCUGUCAUCUCCUGCCUUUUCCCCAUCAACAGAGCAGAGUCCUUUUCCUCUCUCUUCUUUCUGGAGUCAUCCUGGAAUCUGCAGGAUUAAGUUUGGGAUGGGAGAACUUAGACCUAACGAUGUGAUUGGUUAGACCUCUCUUCCCCUCCAACUUCCUACCUCCUGUGGUCCUGGCUGGCCUUGGCUUUGCCUCCCAAAACACCAAAGCUUGCUUCUAGGUGUUUGGUGCCUGCACUGUGAAAAGUUGGGGCUCUGUCAGGUCCCAUUGUAGUCACAUGCCACUCCUAACAGUCCCCAAGCAGACAGCUGCAACAGUCACCUGACCCAUGCCUGGGCUGUCUGGAGAAAGGGCAGGCUAGAGAGCUCUGGGCAACCCCAAGUCAAAUAUUUGGCUCUGAACAGGUGUCCGUGGGGCAAGACAAGAGAUCUACUUGAUGAAGAAAAAUGGCAGCUGGCUGUUUCCCAGAAGCACAAAGCACACUCUUGCCCCUCAUGGCUGCCUGUUCUCCAUCCAUAUGGCUCCAUUGCAGCGACCAGAAAGCCAAGCUGGGCUGGGCUGGGCUGGCAGGGCAGCCAAAGGGUAUUGACAGGGAGAGUGGGAGGGGCUUAUAAACCAUGUAUGACCCAUACAGGGGUGACUGGGGAUGGGGGGGUAGAAGCUGGUCCUGAGGAAAGGAAGCAGCACCAUGUACAGUUGAGAAAAUAAUUUUGAUUUUUUUUUUAACUGUAAAAUAUUUUGGAGGGGAGAGUGAAAUCUUUUAAUAAGUGAAAUCUUUUAAUAAAUGUAGAGUUUUAUAAAAAGGCCACUUGUUUUCUACACACUCCCUGGCUUUUAAGGGAGUGCCUACCAGUUGCCAGGCCCUGUUUGUGAAGGGCAGAAUAAGCCAUGUCUACGAAAUAGAUGUUCAGGAUACAGACUGAAGCAUGUCAAGGUGUACGAAUCACUAGUGAUUCAAGAAUCACUAUAUUUCCUUUUUAAUGAUGCUGCAGAAUAGAAGAUAGGUGGAAUGUCAGAUUGUAGUCUCCUAAGUAGCUAGGAUUUCAGGCAUGAGCCAUCAGCAC